Parasteatoda tepidariorum (common house spider) is the source of this 393-nucleotide messenger RNA. Its product is annotated as nuclear distribution protein nudE-like 1-B. Gene Ontology annotation, molecular function: microtubule binding. Gene Ontology annotation, cellular component: kinetochore; centrosome; kinesin complex. NCBI's taxonomy places the organism in Eukaryota, Metazoa, Arthropoda, Arachnida, Araneae, Theridiidae. The record is from RefSeq and is a predicted model, not a curated record. Gene Ontology annotation, biological process: establishment of mitotic spindle orientation; centrosome localization; mitotic centrosome separation.
AUGUCUGGACAGACCCCUGAUAAAAGAGGCGGUGCAUGGGUGAGAGGUGACUCACUGUAUUUGUAUUUUCUUCUGAAUUUCUACAAUCUUCCUUUACAGACCAAGCUGAAUCAGUGCCAAACAGAAUGCAGUAACAUGAGGGAUGAGCUUCAAAAGAUGCAAAUGGCCAGAGAAGAGAUGCAAGUAUACGUGAGAAAAUUGGAACAAAAAAAUGACGACUUCGAAAGAGCCACCAGAGCGUCUCUAAUGUCCUUAGAAGACUUCGAAACAAGAUUGAAUCAAGCUAUAGAAAGAAAUGCUUUCCUAGAAAACGAAUUAGAUGAAAAGGAGAAUAUGGCUGUUCUGAUUCAAAGAUUAAAAGAUGAAGCUAGAGGUAAAAUCCAUCUGCUUUAG